AUGAGCAACACCCUGAACACGGUUCUGGAGCGCCUGCGGGCCUUUGGCAAUGACAAACUGGCGGAGCUCGAUUCACGGGCAGAGGCUCACAGGGGAUGGCUGAGAACAGCAGUGGAGGAGGUGGCCCAGCAGAUAGCCGCCCUGGCGCCCGCCUCAAAGAAGCAGCGGCUGAAUGGGCGGGGUGCUGCCAAGGUCACGGCGGCAGAGGAGCAGCCGGCUGAACCAACACGGGCCAGAAAGGGGCGGGGCAAAGCCGCCGCCGAGGAGCAGCUGGAGGAGCCCGCGGCCGAGCAUGCUGAUCAAGCAGAGCCGGAAGUGGUGGCCCCAGCAGAGGAGCAGCCGGAGAAGCCUGCAGCCCGCGGCGGCAGGCGUGGCAGGAAGCAGCAGCAGCAGGAGGAGGGAGCGCCACCUGCCGAGGAGCAGGCUGCACCUGAGCCCACAGAGCUGGAGCCUGCGGAGGAGAAGCAGCCCGCAAAGCCGGCGCCCCGGGGUGGCAGGCGGGGCAAGAAGCAGCCGCAGCCGGAAGCGUCAGCCGAGGAGCAGCCUGCUGAGGAGGCUGCAGAGGCAGAGCAAGAAGCGGUUGUGGAGCAGCAGGCCAAGCCAGCAGCCCGUGGCGGCAGGCGGGGCAAGCAGCAUCAGGAGGAGGCAGCCGCUGAAGAGCCUGCGCCGGAGCAGCCGGCCGCGGCAGCAGCUCGAACCUCGCGCGCCCGCCGCAAGCAGCCGGCAGAGGCCCCAGCGGAGGAGCCAUCUGAGGCUGCUGCUGCAUUAGAGACCGCAGAGGGCGCCGCAAGUGGCCGCAGCACCCGCACCCGCCGCGGCCCCAAGAUGCCAGCUGCGGAUGUGGCUGAGGCACCAGCUGCAGCAGCUGGGGCCGCUCGCAGCCGCCGCGGAGCCCGGGCGACUGCCGCCUCUGCGGAGCCAGAGCCAGCGGUCAGCGAGGAGCCAUCAGCGCGGCAGGAGCAAGCACAGGAGGCAGAGCAGCAGCAGCCAGCUGCGAAGAGGGGCAGGGGACGCAAGGCAGGACCGGGGCGCAAGCGCAAAAAUGAGGAGGCGGAGCCCUCCGCGCAGCCUUCCGACGGCCUGCAGACUUCUACCCACAGCCGGCGGGGCGGCAAGGCCGGCAAGGCAGCCUCCACCGCCGGGGCUGAGGAGCCUGACACAGAGAUUGCUUCUGCGCCAGCGAUGGCUGAGGAGGCGACUGCUGAUGCAGGCAUGGGCGAUGCAGCUGCUGACAGCCUGCCGCGGCCAGAGGAGCAGGCUGCUACAGUGCCAGCAGCAGAGGAGAGCUCAGAUGCUGCCAUGGUAGACGUGGCUGAGGCAGAUUCGGCAGCUGCUGCCGAUGAGCACGGCGCGUCGCCUGGGCCUGAGCCGGAGGCAUCACCUGCGGCAGCACAGGCAGGAGUUGUUGGCAGCGGGGAGCUGGCGGAGCAGGCAUCGCCGGCCGCUCCCAUCCCAGCAGAUGCCGAGGUGCCAGAGGCGGUGCCUGCGGCAGCAGUGCCAGAGGAGUCACCGGCUGUAGAGGCUGCGCUGGGUAGUGCGGAUGAGGCUGCCGCUGUUGGCGAGGAGAGGCAGCAGCAUCAGCCCCGCCCCUCUUCCGCCGGCUACCAGACAGCUGGCUCUGUGCCAGAUGAGCAUGAUGACGAGGAGGACGCAGCAGCAGCAGCGGGCGCUGCUGCCGACAAGGCAGCAGCUGCAGCGUUGCCAGCAGUCGAGGAGGAGGCAGACCGGCCCAGCGGCGCUGCCGGCAUGGCAGAGCAGCAGGCAGCCACGGGUGCGGCGGAGGAGGAGGUUGAGGAGGAGGGGACUGCAGGGGCUGAGGAGGAGCAGGGCACGGCAGCGGCGAGCAGCGGGGCAGAGGACGCGCAGCCGGCUGCUGCUGCGGCAGCCAGCGGCGCAGGCGGCGGCAUCACAGCCAACCUGGUCGCCUCCAUCCGCUCCUUCCUGCCCAUGGCAAAGCCCGCGCCGCCCGCACCCACUGCCGGCGCCAGGAAGCCGCCGCAAAAGCUCAAGGCGCUGGAGGCGGCCGAUGCAGCGCGCCGCAAGGAGGCGGAGCGGCAGGCGGAGCGGCAGCGCCAGAAGGCGGAGGUGGAGCGGCAGCGCCAGGAGCGCGUCAAGGCUAAGCAGGAGGACGAGGCGCGGCGAGUGGCCGAGGAGGCCAAGCGCAAGGAGGAGGCGCGGCUGAAGCGGGAGCAGGAGGCGGCCCAGCGCAGGAAGGAGCAGCAGGAGGCUGAGCGGCGCGAGCGGGAGGAGAAGCAGCGGCGCAUGGAGGAGAUGCGGCGCCGCAAGGAGGAGGCAGCCGCCGCGGCAGCAGCCGCAGCCGCAGCUCCCAAGCCGGCCGCCAAGCCUCCUGCCGCGCUCGCCGCUGCGGCAGCAGCGGCGGCGGCAUCGGGGUGUUCCCUCCCCUCGGCAGCGGGCGAGAACCGGCCGCUGAACAGCAGCGUGCCCACCACGCUGGCGGAGGCCAAGCAGCGGCUGCAGCGCAUCCAGGAGGCCGCCAUCCAGCAGGCGGCGCAGCAGCAGGGCGGCGGCGGCGGCGGCGGCGGCGGCGGCGGCGGCGGCAACGCCUCCGGCCACUCUGUCAGCAGCAAGCCCCUGGAGCUGAAGCCGCUGGCGCUGGGCAGUGGCAAGCCGCCGGCGGGGCCCAGCGGCAGCCAGCCCGGCGCCGGUGCGGGGCCCAAGUUUGGCGUGCCCGCUGCGCUGCCCGCCGCGCCUGCUGCUGCCAGCACCGCCACCACCACCGCUCGCGCGGGCAGCCAGGAGCCUGGCGGGCCGCAGACGUACGAGAUCUCGCCCUACAAGAGCGACCACGACUCCGAGGACGACCAGCCCAAGAAGCCGGUGCCGGAGUGGGCACGCGGCAGCCAGCUGCGGGCGCAGCUGGUGGCGCAGACGUACGUGGACCCCGACGAAAUAUUCCAGCAGCACCAGAAGACCUGCUCCCUGGAUGAGGUGUUUGCCAACGGCAAGAGCAAGCAGGACCUGUCGCGGCGCACCAGCAGCGGCAACUGGAUUGAGGACAGGGUGACGUGGAAGGAGGAGAUGAGCUACAAGCGGGCUAUGGGCUUCCUGUGA
Messenger RNA from Chlorella variabilis, 3072 nucleotides. RefSeq lists its product as hypothetical. The transcript is spliced from 10 exons. NCBI's taxonomy places the organism in Eukaryota, Viridiplantae, Chlorophyta, Trebouxiophyceae, Chlorellales, Chlorellaceae. The coding region runs from base 1 to 3072 and encodes 1023 amino acids. The record is from RefSeq and is a predicted model, not a curated record.